Molecule: messenger RNA, 209 nt
Organism: Striga asiatica
Lineage: Eukaryota; Viridiplantae; Streptophyta; Magnoliopsida; Lamiales; Orobanchaceae
Source: the annotation of a GenBank genome assembly
AUGAAGUUGGUGCAGAACAUGUCGACGAUUAGGCCGGCGGGUCGGGAGUUUGGAGUCGGAGGGUUUGAGAUCUGGCCGGAGAGAAACUCCCGGACGCCGGCGGCGUGGCUUUCGAUGAAGUGGAAGAAGCCGGAAUCAGGGGAAGGGGGCCGGUCGGGGGAUGGGAGGUUGGUGAAGCGGAGGCCGGCGGUGGGGCCGGCGGAGGAGAG